UAGAUGUAAUUGAUAUAUGCAUGUGGAGAGAUGGUUUGAUAAUCGACUUGAAUUCAACAUCGAAUACGACAUGUCAAAAAAUCAAUGACACUAACAUCUGUUCAAAAAUGCGAAAAUCAAGAUCCGAACACGGCAGCAGUGCCUAGAAAGCUAGGCCACGAAUUUCUCGGAAGAUUAUAUGCAGUGAAACAUCUUGUAUUCACUAUGCCAUUUCCGGAUAUUUGCGGUUAGAAACGUUUGUUUCCGCAAACAGGCCCAAUAGUAAGUAUUGCAUUGCUCUCUGCGACUUUUGCAAAGACAACGACAUGGCUCAAUUCGACAAGGCAAAAUCUUAUGCUUCGCAGGAAGAGGUAUUCGUGGGUUUCCUGGUAAAGAUCAAGUAUACUUCACUGCUAAUGUUUCAUGUAGUUCGAUGAUGGGCGAGAGGAAGAACUUGUUGAGUUUGUACGAAAUCAUCCUGAUCGAUCCGAAAUUCAAGGUUCGCCAGCAAACGUAUUGCAAGCUAUCGAUGAAUAUGGGCGAACGAAAAGAUACCUCAUGAACGUCGGGGAGAACAAAGGAGCGAUUGUUACCAAUAUGAUCAGAGAAAAGAAACCUGAAAUAAUGGUCGAGCUAGGAGGAUAUUGCGGAUAUUCCACGAUACUUUUCGGGUCCGCAGUACGAGCUGCGGGAGGGAAGAAGUACUACUCGUUAGAGAGAAGUCCGAAAUUCGCGAAAGUUAUUAGUGCGCUGGUGAAUUUUGCUGGUCUCGAAGGAUUUGUUGAGGUGGUCGUUGGUCCUAGCAACGAGGGAAUACAAACACUACAUUCCCGUGGAUUGAAGACCAUUGAUAUGAUGUUUCUAGAUCAUUAUAAGCCAGCGUACACGACUGACCUGAAGUUGUGUGAACAAUUGGGUCUGAUCAAGGAAGGAACCGUUCUCGCUGCCGACAAUGUUAUCAGCCCAGGAAACCCCCCGUACUUAGAAUAUAUACGAAGCACUGUGGAGAAAAAGGUGGAGAAUUUAAAGCAGAAAGGGAAGUUAGAUACUGAUAGAUUUGCGAAACGAUCCGCAACUCAAUAUGGUGAGGUUGAGGCGUUGGACACCGAAAUCAAAGGCAAUCCCAACCUCAUAUAUGAGAGCGAAUUGGUUAACAGCUUCGAGCCUACUGGAGAACCGGUAAAUUACCUGACUCUGAUGAAAUGGAUUUUCUGACCAUAUUGGUUUAGGAUGGAGUAGAGAUAACGCGAUGUGUGGGGGAAGUUGAAGGAACUUGAACUCAGUCAUAGAUUUUGAGGGCGGGUUGGCAUCUUGACCGGUUUGCGGUCAAGACAAGAGUCUUCACUGUGGACCUUCUCAAUUCCGUAUCUAGACAUAAGAGUGAGACGCGAAUUACCACAGUGCCGACGUGGUUCUUUUUGUAACUUCUACCACUCAGUGACUUCUCGACAACUCAAGUAAUAAUGAUACGAUUUCCAUUUGUAGCUGUAUAACUCUGACAAGAAUGCUAAUGCCACUGAAUUGUGUGAUGGCUCACGAUGAACGUGGCGCAAGAGGCGGUAUUGCAUGAGCUAAGUGAUAUUGUACAGAUAAAACCAAGAC
Molecule: messenger RNA, 1581 nt
Organism: Sclerotinia trifoliorum
Lineage: Eukaryota; Fungi; Ascomycota; Leotiomycetes; Helotiales; Sclerotiniaceae
Source: the annotation of a GenBank genome assembly